AUAAAAAAAAAUACAAAGGAAUAAUUUUAAAUCUUAAUUACAGUAUUAUAUGAGUUAUUUUUUACGUAAUGUAUCAAAACACAUGUAGAAGUGUUAAGCAGAUAUUUGAAGAUGCAACUUUUAAUAAACGUGAUAGGACUGUACUAAAAUUUGACAACAAUAAGUUAAACUUAUUUUUUGAAAAUGGUAUUCUCAAUUAUAGCUUAAUUGAACUGAUCGGAAACGCGGGAAGUGGAAAGACACAAUUUGCUUUAACUGUAUGCGCAGAACAACUUAUAAAAAUAUAUAAAGAAAAUAAACAAGAUGUUAUUUUUUAUGUUUAUAUGAAAGGAUCAUUUCCUAUUAAAAAUCUUACUACCAUAAUACAACACAAACUAAAGCAUUAUAAUGAUAACAACGACAGUAACAGUAACAGUAACAACCAUAUAAACGAACAACAUAGCCUUUUUGGCUGCGUGCUAAAAAAUUUCGUUAACAAUGAAAGUAAUAAUAACAAAUUAAGUAAUAAUGAAAAAUUAAGUAAUAAUAACAAAUUAAGUAAUAAUGUUUGGAUAAAUAGUACAGAAAGGGACAUAAAUAAAACCGAAACUACCGCUUUUUCAAAUAGAUAUGAAAGUCAAACAUAUGACAAUAAUAACACAAGCAUUAGCAGUAGUAGCCAUAAUCCUAACUCGUUUUAUUUAAACCCUAAUAGUGAACAA
This is a messenger RNA of Piliocolobus tephrosceles (Ugandan red Colobus), 701 nucleotides long. RefSeq names its product bromodomain-containing protein DDB_G0280777-like. Gene Ontology annotation, cellular component: Rad51C-XRCC3 complex; replication fork. Gene Ontology annotation, molecular function: four-way junction DNA binding. The record is from RefSeq and is a predicted model, not a curated record. Lineage: Eukaryota; Metazoa; Chordata; Mammalia; Primates; Cercopithecidae. The transcript has 2 exons. Gene Ontology annotation, biological process: double-strand break repair via synthesis-dependent strand annealing; t-circle formation; resolution of mitotic recombination intermediates. The annotation marks the transcript as partial.